UUUCCCCCCCCCCCCCCCUGGAUUGUUUAUUGCACGCGACGACGUGGCUCGCCGAAUGCUGGAUGUUGAUAGUGUUUUUUUUGGGGGGGGGGGCUUUUUUUUGGCACGACUUUGCUGCCCUCUUGGCCGCUGUCGCGAAGCAAUGUGCGGAGUGCACGUGGGCGCGUCUGGAUAGGUGCGCCAGUCGGGGACGAAGGAGAGGUGCGGGAGCGGAGUGGGCAGGUGGACGGAGAGGCGCGAGGGGUCUGUUUUUUUUUUUUUUUUUGGCUGUCCGUCCGGAGCAGCGGGUGCUCGGAUAUCAGCCGGCGCGGCUCUGUGUCGCGCUGUCUCUAGGCCCGUACGCUGCUCCGCCUCCGGGGGGAAAGGGAGGGAAGGAGAGAGAUUAGAUAUUUAGAGGAGGGGCACGACGUCGCUAAUAGGGUCCGCGCGGGCGAGUCUGUCGAGCCGCAGCGGACGGGCAAAGACGCGCGCGAGGCGCGAAGUGGGCGACGAGCCGGGCUGGUGUAGACAGCCCCGUGCGUGUGGCGCCGGGCCAUGUACACAGCCGUAGCAUACGGCGUGCCGUGAGGACUAUAUUUACAAGCUGCUUUCCCGACUACCGCGUUCCAUCC
This is a messenger RNA of Durotheca rogersii, 611 nucleotides long. RefSeq lists its product as uncharacterized. NCBI's taxonomy places the organism in Eukaryota, Fungi, Ascomycota, Sordariomycetes, Xylariales, Xylariaceae. The transcript has a single exon. Bases 63 to 386 code for a protein of 107 amino acids. The record is from RefSeq and is a predicted model, not a curated record.